Anopheles coluzzii is the source of this 587-nucleotide messenger RNA. RefSeq lists its product as uncharacterized. Lineage: Eukaryota; Metazoa; Arthropoda; Insecta; Diptera; Culicidae. The coding region runs from base 102 to 542 and encodes 146 amino acids. The record is from RefSeq and is a predicted model, not a curated record. The transcript has 2 exons.
CAGUUUUUCGCUGUUGCUCGUGCCCGUCAUAUCGCUGCAGCCAAAUUUUGUCGUCAAAUUGUGUCUCGAGCGCCAACACCCCUUACUCUUCCCAAUUAACGAUGACUCAUUUCAGGCAGAUUCUCGCGGGUGUUUUAGUGUUGUGCAUCGUACAAAAUGCUGCUUCCCUUUCCUGCUACUCCUGUGACCACACGGAAAGUGAAAGUAUGUGUGAGGAGAAUCUGGUCGAGUGUGAUGCCAGCAUGGCCUCCCUCGGCAUGGUAAGAGUGGCCGCCUUCAAGCCGACGAUUCAGAUCAUCCAGUCGCCGGCAAUGCGCUGCUUCGAGCUGGUGGUCCAAGAUAAUGACAAUACGCUGAGGGCACGCGGUUGCUCCUACGAUACGGUUGACGUUUGUCCGGGCGAGGUACGCAUCGGUGUGCAGACGGGCUGCCGAUGGUGCAACGAGCAUGACGGAUGCAAUUCGGCCGGUAGCUUUAAGGCCAGCGUGCUCGUGAUUGCCAGCCUGUUGGUGGUCGGAGCGCUGCAAAAGGUUUUCCAAUAAACAGAGUGCCUAAGCUAGUAGUUUCUUUAACGGAAACGUUUUAUA